Molecule: messenger RNA, 2144 nt
Organism: Pyrus x bretschneideri (Chinese white pear)
Lineage: Eukaryota; Viridiplantae; Streptophyta; Magnoliopsida; Rosales; Rosaceae
Product: phytoene synthase 2, chloroplastic
Exons: 5
Coding region: 199-1392 (397 amino acids)
Biological process (GO): carotenoid biosynthetic process
Molecular function (GO): geranylgeranyl diphosphate synthase activity
Source: RefSeq, a predicted model, not a curated record
AUAUGUAUAUAUAUCGCAGUCGUUACGCAAAAACUACUAGGCACACAUUUGCCAACUACCACUGCCUUCAAAACUUUUGCCUUACCCUCCAAUCUCCAUAAGAGAAGCCACAACCUCACAGCUCACAUACUCACACCUCACACCCUCACACCCUCACACUCAAAACCUAAAACCCAACAGAUUAAUUGUUCUUUUGAUAUGUCAGGUGUUCUUCUUUGGGUGGUGAGCCCCAAAGAGAAUGCCAGCUCCCUGCUGGGUCUGAUGCCCAGAAUUUGCACCCCAAGGAGGUCUAAAUUCUGCCCAAAGCUGGGAUUUUCAAGUAGGGUUUUGGCCUACUCGGGUGCAGUUGUAAACCCAGCAAGAUCUGCAGAAGAGAAGGUGUAUCAAGUGGUGCUGAAGCAGGCUGCGCUGGUGAAAGAACAGAGCACGGUAAAAAGGAAAUCUUUGGAUUUGGAUGAACGGAUUGUGACUGAAGGUUUGGACAACUGGGAUUUACUGGAUAAGGCUUAUGAUCGGUGUGGUGAAGUCUGUGCUGAGUAUGCCAAGACUUUUUACCUGGGCACAUUACUCAUGACACCGGAGCGGCGACGAGCUGUUUGGGCAAUCUAUGUGUGGUGCAGAAGGACAGAUGAACUAGUGGAUGGACCUAAUGCUUCAUACAUUACACCCAAAGCUCUUGACAGAUGGGAGAAAAGACUGACUGAUCUCUUUGAAGGCCGACCUUACGAUAUGUAUGAUGCUGCUCUAUCUGAUACUGUCACCAAGUACCCUGUUGACAUUCAGCCCUUCAGAGACAUGGUAGAAGGAAUGAGAUUAGACUUGAGGAAGUCAAGAUACCAGAACUUUGAUGAACUUUACCUUUACUGCUACUAUGUUGCUGGAACUGUUGGAUUGAUGAGUGUUCCGGUAAUGGGGAUAUGCCCAGAAUCAAAGGCCUCAACAGAAAGCGUUUACAAUGCUGCAUUGGCCCUUGGAAUUGCUAAUCAGCUCACUAACAUUCUCAGAGAUGUUGGAGAAGAUGCUAGGAGAGGAAGAGUAUAUCUCCCCCAAGAUGAGCUUGCCCAAGCCGGCCUAUCAGACAAUGACAUCUUUAACGGGAAGGUGACUGACAAGUGGCAAAGUUUCAUGAAGGGACAAAUAAAGAGAGCUAGGAUGUUCUUUGAUGAGGCUGAGAAGGGUGUCUCAGAGCUCAACUCAGCUAGUAGAUGGCCAGUAUGGGCAUCUUUGUUGCUGUAUAGGCAGAUUCUAGAUGCAAUUGAAGCAAAUGGUUAUGACAAUUUCACAAAAAGGGCUUAUGUGGGAAAAGCAAAGAAGUUUGUAUCAUUGCCUGUGGCCUAUGGAAGAGCCAUUAUAGGACCCUCUAACUUAACUAAGCAGUUGGUGCCUAGAUGAAUUAGAUGUUUAAUUAGAUGAUAUUUGAACUCUCAAUCUCUAAAUUUUUGACAAAGUCCAACUUGAAGUUGGGUCUCAGGUCGAAAUAUGUAAAUUUUUUAUACUAAAUUUUUUUUGUUUAGUCAAUCUUUUAAUUACCUGUGUUUGGAUGAUGGAUAUAAAAGUAGGAAUUAGUGGUAGAGGUUAAUAGAUGUGUGGUGAGAGUGGUCGCCAUGGAGUGGUUGAUAGAUGUGUCAGUGGCGGUAGAGUGUCUACUAGUGAUAAGGUGGUAGCAAUUGUGGUUGUGGCAUUGGCGGUGGUGAUGGUUGUGGGAGGUGGUGGUGACUGUUGAUGGUGGAUAUGAUCGGAAUGAUGGUGGCAAUAACAAUGUCAUUGGGGGUUCAUGGUAGUACUUAUGGUCAUGAGAAUAUGGAUGUUAUGGCAUAGAAAACAACGAUAGUGGUGAGGAUGGUUGCACCGAUAGUUGUGGGGAUGGUGGUGACGACUACGGUGACAAUAACGUCGGAUCUCAUUAGCCAACAUCAAUCAAACUCACCACAGCACUCGCCAACAACAGCACUCGUUCGUUGCCAACCAAAAUUUUUCUCUUUGCUUCUUCUUCUCUCUUCCUCUCUCUUUUCAUACCACAUCCAACUAGAUCUAUUGCAUGCUUGUUUCUUAUGUGGUGUAAAGUUUUACAUGUAAAUAUAAAUUUCUUUAAUAUGUUAAUUAAGUAAAAGAGUUCAUGGACAAUGAAAUUUCUUUUUCUGCUA